Molecule: messenger RNA, 1177 nt
Organism: Cajanus cajan (pigeon pea)
Lineage: Eukaryota; Viridiplantae; Streptophyta; Magnoliopsida; Fabales; Fabaceae
Product: gibberellin 20-oxidase-like protein
Source: RefSeq, a predicted model, not a curated record
UAUACAUAUCUCUCUUCAAUAUCCGAGAGCACUAUGUCUAACCCCAAAUCUUAUGCAGACUUUCCCAUUUUAGACCUUUCUCAGCCAUUGCAGGCAUCUUCUCUAUCCUCUCUCCAUAAGCCAAGCAAAGAUUGGGGGUUCUUCCACAUAAUCAACCAUGGAAUCUCCAAAGAUCUUUGCAGCCAGAUCAAGUCACUAUCCAAACACCUCUUCAGUCUCCCUUAUGAUACUAAACUUAGACUUGGUCCUUUCUCAUCUUUGAAAUCUUACACCCCUCAUUUCAUUGCCUCUCCAUUCUUUGAGAGCCUUCGAGUUAAUGGACCCAACUUUUAUGUUUCUGCUAAUAGUUCUACUGAAAUCCUCUUUGAAAAAAAGGACUCCAAAUUCAGUUUGAUAAUCCAAGAAUAUUGCAGUAAGAUGGAAGAAUUGUCUAAGAGAAUUCUAAAGAUUGUGUUGAUGGGGUUAGGGGAUGGCAUUGAGAAGAAGUUUUAUGAUUCUGAGUUCAACAAGUGCCAAGGUUACUUGAGGAUAAACAAUUACUCAGCCCCAGAAAUUACGGAACAUGAUCAAGUUGAGGGACUUGGCAUGCACACUGAUAUGAGUUGUAUUACUAUCUUACAUCAAGAUGAAAUUGGAGGGCUUCAAGUGAGGUCAAAUGAGGGAGAGUGGAUAGAUAUAUGUCCUUCUGAGGGAACCCUAGUGGUGAACAUAGGGGAUAUGUUGCAAGCUUGGAGCAAUGACAAACUAAGAUCCUCAGAACAUAGAGUGGUUUUGAAGCAUCAUCAUGUGAACCGGUUUUCUCUAGCAUUCUUUUGGUGCUUUGAGGAUGACAAGGUGGUUUUGGCACCAGAUGAAGUUGUUGGAGAAGGAAACAAGAGGAAGUACAAGCCAUUUGUGUGUUUGGACUAUUUGAAAUUUAGAGAGAACAAUGAAAGAGGGAGAUUUGAUAAGGUGGGUUUCACAGUCACUGAUUUUGCUGGGAUCAUGGCUCAGCUGUAAAUGCUGGCAAAAGUAGUUAAUAUCUAUUCUUCACACAAAAGAAAAGAAUGUCAUAUAUAGUAAGGUUAGGCGUUAAAAUGUAUCUUCCUUAUAGUAUGAUGAUGUUUGUUUAAUAUAUGGAAACUAAAUUGUUGUAUAAACAUUAUUUAUUAAUAUUGUUGGUAUAUAUAAUGCACCA